Molecule: messenger RNA, 1001 nt
Organism: Folsomia candida
Lineage: Eukaryota; Metazoa; Arthropoda; Collembola; Entomobryomorpha; Isotomidae
Exons: 6
Coding region: 192-905 (237 amino acids)
Source: RefSeq, a predicted model, not a curated record
UGCAUAAAACGUAUAUGGUACCCGAGACGGAGGGUGAAAAUACAUAAUUCCAUCUGAUUCAGUUGACCUAAAGAAAUGACAAUAUUAUCGUAAAUAUCACAUUAUUUAUAAAGUACUUAACCGAGAGAAAGUUGAAUUCAUGUAAUCACUACAGUGAAUCUACAUUGGUUUAUAUUGUGUCAAGAUUGAGUAUGGCGCAACUACCUCCAAAUCUUCCAAAGCCGUCGUCCCCCUUCCUGGCUUUCCUCGUCAUCUCCUCAGUGACUCUGGUUUCGCCAAGCUAUCAGUACCAAGAGGUUGACCACUCUUACGAAAGCGACUCCGUUUAUGGCGAGCAUUCCAGUGGGAUGAGCAAAACUGAUGUCACCCUUCACGAGCUGGGGGUGCCUAAAGAACGUCCCAAGAAUCUGACUUGCCACGUGUGCUAUUCAGAAACGAAUGGAAUGGAAUGCAUGAAUUUUUCUAGUUUAUCCAUUUCUCCGGCAUCAAUUUCGGUGGAUGGGGAUGAUGAUGGAGAGACGAAUAAUGAGGUCCAUCGUCACUGGACUCGUGAUUCCCUCCCAGGCAGUGGUUUUCAAGGUUUUCCUCAACAAUGUCUGAACGAAAGUUAUGUCUGCUCCGUUCGAAAGUUUGCCUUUUCGCUCUCCAACGGUACGGGUCAUGCUCCAAUGAAGACGUUUGCAAUUAAAAGAAAUUGUACUUUACAAAGCAAAUGUGAACCUGGUUGCGUUGUGAUGGGGGAAAGGACCAGAAUAUAUGUGUGCUCAACUUGUUGUACGUCGGACUUUUGCAAUACUGGUAAUGGUGCUGAAGCAAUUUUUCGAACUUCAUUUUGCACCUUGGUUAUGAUCGCUAUGUUUGCGUUUAAUUUAUCUAUUUUUUUCUCCCAUAAUCAAGCUGCAUAAAAAAAAUGUUAGCUUUACGAGCUCUCAUGUACUUACUAAUAAUUGUAAUUAGGUACGAGUACAAUGAAUAAAAGGUCUUGUCUUUGUGAUCAAUUA